GCGUCAACUCACCAUCAGUGACAAGUGCGUCAGUCAUUUCUGCAAAUAUUAUUAUUAUUAUUAUUAUUUAUAAAUAAAAAGACAAAUUUGUUAAUGUCAUCUUUUGUUUUAAAACAAAUAAAAGAAAUAAUAAAAUAAAAAAUUACCCUGACAACGAAAACAAGAGAAUAAUUGCCAAAUGAGACAUUGCUAGAUUACAAAAUCAUUGUCUUUUGAUAUUUUGUCUGUCACAAUAUUUUUUGUCUUCUUGAAUAAAAAAAAAUUUAAAAAAAAAAAAAUCAAUAAAAUAAUAUAUUAUAUUUGAUAAUAAUAAAUAAUAAUAAUGCGUGAAAUUGUUCAUCUUCAAGCUGGUCAAUGCGGCAAUCAGAUUGGAGCAAAGUUUUGGGAAGUUAUAUCGGAUGAACAUGGAAUUGAUCCAACUGGUUCAUAUCAUGGUGAUUCUGAUCUUCAACUUGAACGUAUAAAUGUUUAUUAUAAUGAAGCAACUGGUGGUAAAUAUGUACCAAGAGCAAUUCUCGUUGAUCUUGAGCCAGGAACAAUGGAUGCAGUAAGAUCUGGACCAUUUGGACAAAUAUUUCGUCCAGAUAAUUUUGUAUUUGGACAAUCUGGUGCUGGAAAUAAUUGGGCAAAGGGUCAUUAUACUGAAGGAGCUGAACUUGUUGAUUCUGUAUUGGAUGUUGUAAGAAAAGAAGCUGAAUCUUGUGAUUGUCUUCAGGGUUUUCAAUUGACUCAUUCACUUGGUGGUGGUACUGGUGCUGGAAUGGGAACUCUUCUUAUAUCAAAAAUACGUGAAGAAUAUCCAGACAGAAUUAUGAUGACUUUUAGUGUUGUACCAUCUCCAAAAGUUUCAGAUACAGUUGUUGAACCAUACAAUUGUACUUUGUCAGUUCAUCAACUUGUUGAAAAUACUGAUGAAUCAUUUUGCAUUGAUAAUGAGGCACUUUAUGAUAUAUGUUUUCGCACACUUAAAUUAACAACACCAACAUAUGGUGAUUUAAAUCAUCUUGUAAGUGCAACAUUGAGUGGUGUUACAACUUGUCUACGUUUUCCUGGUCAAUUAAAUGCUGAUUUAAGAAAGCUAGCAGUUAACAUGGUACCAUUUCCACGUUUACAUUUUUUUAUACCUGGUUUUGCACCAUUAACAUCACGUGGAUCACAACAAUAUCGUGCCCUAACUGUACCAGAAUUAACACAACAAAUGUUUGAUGCUAAAAAUAUGAUGGCUGCAUGUGAUCCACGUCAUGGUAAAUAUUUAACUGUUGCUGCAAUAUUUCGUGGUAGAAUGUCAAUGAAAGAAGUUGAUGAACAAAUGCUUAAUAUACAAAAUAAAAAUUCAUCAUAUUUUGUUGAAUGGGUUCCAAAUAAUGUAAAAACAGCAGUUUGUGAUAUUCCACCACGUGGAUUAAAAAUGUCUGCAACAUUUAUUGGAAAUUCAACAGCAAUUAUGGAACUUUUUAAGCGUGUUUCUGAACAAUUUACAGCCAUGUUUAGACGUAAAGCAUUUUUGCACUGGUACACUGGUGAAGGAAUGGACGAAAUGGAAUUUACUGAAGCUGAAAGUAACAUGAAUGAUCUUGUCUCUGAGUAUCAACAGUACCAAGAAGCAACUGCCGAAGAAGAAGGUGAAUUUGACGAAGAAGAAGAAGGCGAAAAUGAUGCUUAAAACAACAUCACCACCACCAUCAACAAGAAAAAAUUAAAUACCAAAAGAAGCAUCAUUUUUAAAUUAAUUACAUAAAUAAUAUUUUUUGUUUUUAUUAUUAUCACUGUGACAUAAUAUUAUAUUUUCACAAAUUCAUGUCAAACUCAGUACUUUUUCUUUUUUUUUUCCUUUGACUUAAUCUAAUUUAUUGAAUUAAUUAGUUUAACAUAUUAAAAGUUUAUUUAUUAUAAAAUUAAUUUAAAAACAAUGAGAUAAAGAAUUUAAAUAAUUUCAUAUGAGUCACCAGCAUCACGACCACAAUAUCAGCCACACGCAUCAACAAACAUAUUUAUAUAAUUGCAUAACUUUUAUUUUUUAUUAUUAAAUUUAUUUAAAAUAAUAUUAAUUAUCGCCCUCUAAUCAACAUUGUAUACGUUUGAUACUCAUGAUGAUGAUGAUGAUGAUGAUUGAAAUGAUACAACUGAUUGAUAGCCAUUAUAAUUUACAUAAUUACAUUGAGUUUAAAUAAAAAAUUUAAAAAUCUUUGUAUCAAC
Molecule: messenger RNA, 2196 nt
Organism: Aphidius gifuensis
Lineage: Eukaryota; Metazoa; Arthropoda; Insecta; Hymenoptera; Braconidae
Product: tubulin beta chain
Exons: 4
Coding region: 323-1663 (446 amino acids)
Biological process (GO): mitotic cell cycle; microtubule cytoskeleton organization
Cellular component (GO): cytoplasm; microtubule
Molecular function (GO): GTP binding; structural constituent of cytoskeleton; GTPase activity
Source: RefSeq, a predicted model, not a curated record